Molecule: messenger RNA, 2361 nt
Organism: Drosophila busckii
Lineage: Eukaryota; Metazoa; Arthropoda; Insecta; Diptera; Drosophilidae
Product: apoptosis-inducing factor 3
Exons: 4
Coding region: 272-2068 (598 amino acids)
Cellular component (GO): cytoplasm
Molecular function (GO): oxidoreductase activity, acting on NAD(P)H; 2 iron, 2 sulfur cluster binding; flavin adenine dinucleotide binding
Source: RefSeq, a predicted model, not a curated record
CAUACUCGAUUUACAGCUCACGGACUACGGACGUGUGUGUUGGCUCCCGCUAUCGCAACAACGCACGCAGCAUCGUUAGAAUUUCUACGAGCAAAAGAGAGAGAGAGAGAGAGAGAGGGAGAUAGCAGCGUCAUCUUAGCUGAACCUGUUGCAUGCCGGGUUGCAGCCACGCUAUUGUCGUCACGUUUCAAGUUUAUUUAAACAAAUUCAAGUGCACAUUAACUGCUUAAGCAGACUACGUAGCGUUAGCAGCCACACAACAGUUUAUACAAUGGGCUCGAUCAACUGCAAGGAAUACAAGACGACAGGCAAUGUGACACCCAAACAGGAGCAGCCUGCAGGUGCCGUUGGCUCUUAUCAAUCCAAGUGCAACGCAAGCAGCAACAGCAGCAGCAGCAGCAGCGGCGAUAAAAUGUCUCCAACUCCAACAACACCCAAUGUGGAAUACACGGCUCCGGUGGCCGUUUGCCGUGCGGAUGAGCUGCAGGAGAAUGAAAUGAAGCAGCUGGACUUUGAUGAGAAUACGCGCAUCUUGGUGGUGAAGCAACAGGGACGCGUGCAUGCCGUCGGCGCCAAGUGCACCCACUAUGGAGCACCCUUGCAUACGGGCGCCUUGGGCGUGGGACGUGUACGUUGUCCCUGGCAUGGCGCCUGCUUUAGCCUGGAGACGGGCGACAUUGAGGACUUUCCCGGGCUGGACUCGCUGCCCUGCUACAAUGUGGAAGUCAAUGGCGAGGGUCAGGUGAUGGUGCGCGCCAAGCGCAGCGAUUUGGAGAAGAGCAAACGGCUGAAGAACAUGGUGAAGCGUCAGCCGCAGGAUGAGCGUUGCUUCAUUGUCGUCGGCGGUGGCCCAUCGGGUGCCGUCUGUGUGGAAACGUUGCGCCAGGAAGGCUUCACCGGCCGCCUGAUCUUCGUCUGCCGCGAACAGUAUUUGCCCUAUGAUCGUGUUAAGAUCUCCAAGUCGCUGGAUGUGGCCAUUGAGACGCUGCAAUUUCGCAAUGAAGCCUUCUACAAGGAACACGACAUUGAGCUCUGGCUGGGCGUGAGCGCCGACAAGCUGGACACGGCACAAAAGCAGCUGCACUGCUCCAAUGGAUAUGUGGUCAAGUAUGAUAAGAUCUACAUAGCCACCGGUUGCUCCGCCUUCAAGCCGAACAUACCAGGCGCACAGCUGGAGAAUGUGAAGACGGUGCGUGAGUAUGCGGAUGCCAAGGCCAUAUUGGAGGUGGUGACGCCGCAGACGCGUGUCGUCUGCUUGGGCAGCAGUUUUGUGGCGCUCGAGGCGGCGGCUGGACUGGUCUCCAAGGUGGCCAGCGUGCAUGUGAUUGGACGCGAGAAUGUGCCGCUCAAGGCGGCAUUUGGUGAGCUCAUUGGCGAGCGCAUCCUGAAGCUGUUCGAGGAUAACAAAGUGAACAUGUUGAUGCAGAGCGGCAUUACCGAAAUUUUGGCCAACGAUGCUGGCCAGGUGUGCGAAGUGCUGCUGCUGGAUGGCACACGUCUGCCCUGUGAUCUGCUCAUCAUGGGCACCGGCUCGACGCUGAACACGCAAUUCCUUGCGGACUCCGAUGUGCGGCGUAAUAAGAACGGCUCGGUGGACGUCACCGACUUCAUGGAGAGCAAUGUGCCCGAUGUGUAUGUGGGCGGUGAUAUAGCCAAUGCGCAUAUUCAAAGCCUGGCGCAGUCGCGCGUCAACAUUGGACACUAUCAGCUGGCGCAGUAUCAUGGACGCACUGCAGCCAUCAAUAUGUGUGGUGGCCUGAAGAAGCUGGAGGCAGUGCCAUUCUUCUUCACCAUGAUCUUUGGCAAGGGCAUACGCUAUGCGGGUCAUGGCAGCUACAAGGAGGUCAUCAUCGAUGGCAGCCUCGAUGAUCUGCAGUUCAUCGCUUACUUUGUGAAUGCCGCCGAUACGGUGACCGCUGUUGCAUCCUGCGGACGUGAUCCGAUUGUGGCGCAAUUCGCCGAGCUUAUCUCGCAGGGCAAGUGCCUGGGACGUGGACAGAUUGAGAAUGCGGAGAAUCGUCAGGCCUGGACAGCCAAGCUCAAGGAGCCGUUGCCGCGUGUGCGUUAAGCACCAACUACAAAAAUACUCGUUAAUGGGAGAUACUCGUGAGAUUCGCUUACACAUACAUAUAUAUAUAUAUAUAUAUAUUGUAGUAUAUAGACUCAACUCCAACUCUACCCCACAGCUUCAGCGCCAGUAUCAUUUAUGUUUAACUCUUGUUAAAAUUGUUGAGAUCAGCUCAAGCUAAAGCUCAAGCUCAGCUCAAUGCUUGCUUAUAUAUUUUUUGCCUAGCUCUGAUCUUGUAGCAGUAACAAAAAUUAUGUUGUAUUUUUUUUAUUAAAAUUAAACUUUUAAAAUCA